AUGAGCAGCGGCGGCAGCAGCACGGCGGGCCCCGCGGCGCGGCUGUGCCGCCUGGAGCGGGGGCCGGACGGCUACGGCUUCCACCUGCACGGCGAGAAGGGCAAGCCGGGCCAGUUCAUCCGGCUGGUGGAGGCGGGCUCGCCGGCCGAGCGCUCGGGGCUGCGGGCCGGGGACCGGCUGCUGGAGGUGGACGGCGAGAACGUGGAGCGGGAGAGCCAUCAGCAGGUGGUGGAGCGCAUCCGCGCCGCCGCCGGUGCCGUCAGCCUCCUCGUCGUGGACCCGCUGGCCGACGAGCAGCUGCAGAAGCGGGGCGGGCCGGGGACCGAGCCCCCCGCCAGCGAGACCCAGCUUUCCCACAGGCUCUCCCCGUUGCAGGAGGAACUGCGGCCCCGGCUCUGCUGCAUGAAGAAGGGUCCCAAUGGCUACGGCUUCAACCUGCACAGCGACAAGAGCCGCCCAGGGCAGUACGUGCGUGCCAUCGACCCCGAUUCACCGGCUGAGGCGGCGGGGCUGGCCCCCCAGGACCGCAUCAUCGAGGUGAACGGGGUGUGCAUGGAGGGCAAGCAGCAUGCCGAUGUGGUGGCAGCCAUCAAGGCGGGCGGUGAUGAGACCAGGCUGCUGGUGGUGGAUGUCCUCACGGAUGAGUUCUUCAAGAAGUGCAAGGUGGUGCCCUCGGAGGAGCACCUGGCAGGUCCCUUGCCAGAACCAGUUGCCAAUGGUGAUCUAGGGAAGGAAAAUGGUGGAGACUCACAGUCCAACUCAGUGUCCGAGAGCCCGUCCAGUCCCGGGCUGCUGGCUGUGUCCCCCGAUUCUGGAGAGACCCACAGCGAGCCUGACAUGCAGGAGGGUGACAAGCGCCAUUCAGCAUCCGGCUCCCUCCUCGACCUUGACAUCCCGCUGGCCGUGGCCAAGGAACGGGCACACCAGAAGCGUACCAGCAAGCGGGCACCCCAGAUGGACUGGAGCAAGAAAAAUGAACUGUUCAGCAACCUGUGAAGGCCCCAGGGCAGGGGUGAGGGUCCGCUGCCCGCCCCCCCAGCCUUGCACCCACCUCUCCUGCAUCCCCCUCCUCCCUGCCACAGGGUCCCAGCGGGGAUGCAGGGCUGCUCCCCACCACCUUGACCUGAGCAAUGGGGCUCAGUGGCCAGCAAGCAUCCCUGCAGCAGGGUCCUGGGUGGUAGUUUUAGGCUAGAGAGAGCUGGGGGGGGGUGCCCCCUCCCGUGAGUCCAUCCCCAGGGUGCUCCUCCAGACCAGCCUUGAAGCCCUGUGCACCCUGGUAGGCACAAGCAGGGGUUCAGGGAGGGGGAGUCAA
This is a messenger RNA of Haliaeetus leucocephalus (bald eagle), 1312 nucleotides long. RefSeq names its product solute carrier family 9, subfamily A (NHE3, cation proton antiporter 3), member 3 regulator 1 (gene NHERF1). Lineage: Eukaryota; Metazoa; Chordata; Aves; Accipitriformes; Accipitridae. Gene Ontology annotation, molecular function: protein-membrane adaptor activity; signaling receptor binding. Gene Ontology annotation, biological process: protein localization to plasma membrane. Gene Ontology annotation, cellular component: apical plasma membrane. Bases 1 to 996 code for a protein of 331 amino acids. The transcript is spliced from 7 exons. The record is from RefSeq and is a predicted model, not a curated record.